Molecule: messenger RNA, 1515 nt
Organism: Gambusia affinis (western mosquitofish)
Lineage: Eukaryota; Metazoa; Chordata; Actinopteri; Cyprinodontiformes; Poeciliidae
Product: protein ALP1-like
Exons: 3
Coding region: 176-1456 (426 amino acids)
Source: RefSeq, a predicted model, not a curated record
CUAAUAUUUUUCCGAUGUCUGUUUUUCAGCGCUGCUUUACAAAUUUCCGACAGUCCGUGAAGGCAUCAAACAUUAGCUCAGUAGUUAGCAUAGUUCCGCUCGAUAAAAUGGAUCCCUUCGUUGCUUUUGCGCUGCUCUGAUAACCGAACCGGGUUCUGUUUCUCAAUGAGCUCAGAUGGAUUUUAGGCAGCAUGUUUUAUCUGCGGGCCGAGCGGUUCUAGACAUGAUGGAGCGGGAAUGGCAGCCCCUGUCAGCCGGGGAGCUGGAGCUCCGGCUGGACCAGGCGGUGGAGGAGAUCCUGGAGUCCGAGCUGGUGGGGAGACUCGAAGCGCAGCCGCCUUCUCCCGCCGUUUACCUGCGGUUACUGCGGGGCAACCCGAGCCCUAGGCCCCGGGGUUCAUCCACAGCGGCCGGGUUGACUGGUCCGACCGAGAAGGGAGCGACAGCAUCCGAAAACCAGCAGGAAACAGCGGACAGUGAUGCAGUUAAGUACAUUUCAAAGCUGAUUCAAAGCUCCACAUCCGGGGCUCGACUGGCUGGACGCGCUCGCUUGUCUUUGUCCCACACUGUCCUCCUGUCUCUGUCCCUGCUGUCUGAACGGGUCAGCUACCGCUCCGUGUCCCGCCGCUUCCAGCUGGAGAAAGGAAACAUCCACAGGAUCUUCUUCUCUUUCUGCGAGCGGAUCAGCACGCUAGCGGACGAGCAAAUCAGAUGGCCGCUUGGAGAAGAGGCUGCAGAGGCACUUUUCCCAUUUUCCGGUCUGGUGGUGGAUAAUCAGCAGGAUGAAGGCCGUAGUCUUCCUCGGGUCCUGGGAGUUUUGGGACACACACAGAUUCCCAUCCGCCUGCCUGCAGGAAAACAUGACCUGGAGAGGCUGGGACCUGCGGAGAAGAGGAUCAAGAUGGCGGCCCAUCCGGACCGCUGGUUACACCUGGAGCUGGUCUGCAGCCGUCGAGGCCAGUUCCUGCACUGCAGAGUCAGCAGCGGCUCCGAUUCGGACCGCGGCCGGAUACUGACAGACCGACUCAAACAGAACCCUCAGCUGAUGCCACCCGGUUCCUGCCUUGUAGCCAGAACCGGAUACCCUCUAUCGGCACGGAUUCUCACCCCUUACACCGGAAGCUGCGGACCAAAACAGGAAGUCUUCAACCGAACAUUGGGGGAACAUUGUCGGAUCUUGGAUUGGGCCAUCGGCAGUCUGAAGGCCAGAUUUAAACGGCUCAGCUAUCUGGACAUCGGAAACUACGACCGGGCCAGAACCGUCGUUUUGACCGCCUGCGUGUUGCACAACGUGUUCCUGCGGAUGGGACAAGAACUUCGACUGGAUUCUGAAAUAGAGAAUAUCCGAACCGCAGAGGAAGAGGAGAAGGACGGGGAGGAAGAUGAAGAGGGAGUUCAGAGACGGGAGGCUGUUGCCGAUUUGUUGUUGAGGAACAUUAACUCUGGAAUCACGUGACGGAAUAUAAACGGUAACAAACAUGGCUGAAAAAUAAAACGUCCGAUUUUUUCAUAACA